AAGGUUGCUUGCUAUGUACUCUUUGAUUACUUAUCGAAUACUCCUGUAUCCCCAUUGCAACGAGAAUUUGUCCUUACUGAUAAACCUCUAGCAAGUCAAGUAGGAUUCCAUGUAUCUGAGCAAGUAUGUCGAUAUUCGUUUCAAAGGCUAAACUAUAAAUCUGAACUUAUGACUGUCUUAAAGACAUUCAUUUUUCAGACCAUUUGUCUCAUCCAACUCACUUUCACUGGUGUGCCAACGGAUCGCUUGGAUGACGUGAAAAAGAAGUUCAUGGAUAAAGUAGUUAAGGAACAUUUGGAGGACAAGGCCUGGGAUAUGGAAAGAAUGGGCUUUCUCAUCGGACAGAAUAUCAAAAAUGAACUAAAAAAGAUGGAGAAACAUCCGGAUACCGAGCUGUUCGGUCACAUGAUCGGUCAUCAGCUUUACGACGAGAACGAAGAGAAUUUGAAAACCCGAGUGAAUGAAUUGGAGCUGGUCCGUCGGCUGCGGUCUGAGCCUGCCUCAUUUUGGUCGGGACUUGUGAAGAAAUACUUCACCAGUCCCCAUGUAGCCAUUAUUGGAGUUCCAAGCGAAAAGAUGGUGGAACAAGUAGCAAAGGAGGAAAAGGAACGUGUUGAACAACAGCGCUGUAAACUUGGCGAAGAUGGCAUUAGGAAAUGUGAAGAAAAAAUAUGUUGUGCUAUUAAAGAAAACACAGAAAGGAAACCAGAUGCUGAGUUACUGCAAGAGCUGAUUGUCAAAAAGUUAGAGUCCUUUAAUCGAUUCCCAGUGGAUGCGAAAUGCAAUGUGAAUGGUUCUCCACCAACGCAACCAAUAGCGAAAUUCCUGGAACAAUUCCCGUUCCCGACAACUGUGCAUAAUUGUCCGACAAAAUUUGUUGAGUUAUUCCUGCUGUUGGACUCGAGCGCUUUGACAGCGGAACAGCGAGCAUGGCUAUAUCUUUACAAUGAUUUGUUAUUUGAAUCACCAGCGAUGAUCAAUGGAGAGCUAAAAAGUGCUGAAGAAGUUGCGAAACUUUACACAAAGGAUUUGGUAGAUCACUCUAUCCAAGUUGGCAUCUCAGGCUUUUUCGACAAGUUAGUCGCCUUGCGAAUAGUCGUCGAUGCAGAGACCGGAUUCCCUAACAUAGCAAAAUGGGCUGAGAUUUUUACAAGUGGCGUAGUGUUCGACCCGCAAAGAGUGAAACAAUGUGCGAAAAAACUUGCAAGUGAUGCUCGAGAGAAGAAGAGAGAUGGUUGUAGUGUUGCUAGCACCGCUUUGGUUGCUAUGAUCAACCAACAGAACACUAAUGCCCAUAUGUAUGAUGAACUUGUGCUGGAGAAAUUCCAUGAGAAGAUUGCAAAGCACUGCGAGUCUCAUCCGGCAGAGGUUAUCAAAAAAUUGGACGAGGUUCGCUCCGCCUUAUUUUCCCAUGGCAUCAACGCACAUUUUCUUUGCAAUGUUGACCUCAUUGAUGAUAAGUUGUUUAAUCACCAGCAGUGGAGUUUUGUUGAGAAUAGCUUUGGAAAGGCAGAGAACUUCAUGGGAAAAGCAGGUGAGUCAGUGGACCCUGGAUUCGUCGGUAGACAGAAAGUGCUGGGAGUUGGAGGAUCUGAAUCAUCCUUCAUUUAUCAAACCUGCAUGAUGGAUUGUGAUUGGAUGAGUGAAGAAUUGGUGCCAACGAUGCUGUUCACGCAGUACUUGAGUCAAUGUGAAGGCCCCCUUUGGCGCGGCAUUCGAGGUGAUGGUCUAGCCUAUGGUGCCAAUAUAUAUGUGAGAGCAGAACGAAGAACGAUUACAUUGUCUCUAUAUAGGUGUGCACAACCGAUUGAAGCUUACGAGCGUUCAAAGAAAAUUGUGAAUGAUGUUUUGAAGAGCGGCACUAUAGUAGAGUCCGAGUUUGAGGCAGCGAAGAGGUCUUUAAUUUGUGAAUUGAUGGAACGGGAGGAGACGGUUAGCGGAGCUGGAAAGUUAUCAAUUAUCGGACAAAUUAGAGGCACCCCAUCUGACUAUAGAAAACAACUGUGUCAGCGUGUGUGGAACACAUCCAUGGAAGAUAUGGUCCGGUUGGGUGGCCCAAGAGUAGCGAUGUUGUUUGAGAAGUACGCCCGAGCGAUUACAGUACAUCCAUCAAAGAUAGCUGAGAUUAAGUCUUCAUUCUCGGGCAUUGAAGAAGCUGCUGUUUCUUCGCUGAACUUCGUCCCGCCACUUUUUUCAUAA
Molecule: messenger RNA, 2199 nt
Organism: Strongylus vulgaris
Lineage: Eukaryota; Metazoa; Nematoda; Chromadorea; Rhabditida; Strongylidae
Source: the annotation of a GenBank genome assembly